Messenger RNA from Dendrobium catenatum, 1370 nucleotides. RefSeq names its product SEC12-like protein 1. The coding region runs from base 52 to 1197 and encodes 381 amino acids. Gene Ontology annotation, biological process: protein secretion. Gene Ontology annotation, molecular function: protein binding; GTPase activator activity; guanyl-nucleotide exchange factor activity. The record is from RefSeq and is a predicted model, not a curated record. The transcript has 10 exons. NCBI's taxonomy places the organism in Eukaryota, Viridiplantae, Streptophyta, Magnoliopsida, Asparagales, Orchidaceae. Gene Ontology annotation, cellular component: endoplasmic reticulum membrane.
UUUUAAUAAAACUAAAAACCAUCUAAGGAGAAAAGGGAGAAAAAUUCGAGAAUGGAGGGAGGAAGCGAGUCGUGUGCGUCAUGGAUCAGGCGCCCGGAGAACCGCGUGCUGGUCGUCGUAGGCAAGCCGAAGAUCGGUGUCUCCCUGCCUCUCCUUGAGGUCUUCUCAUUCGAUGUCAAAACCGCCUCGCUAUCGGCCGAUCCCCUGGUGACCUGUGCGAUGGGAGAAGAAGACGGGGAUCCCGUGGGCUUUGCAGUGCAUCCCAGUGGAGAGGAGAUUGUUUGCUCCACGGCCAAAGGUUGCAAAUUAUUUGAAUUGUGUGAUCGAGAUUUAAUCUUCAAGCUCGUGGCCAAAGAUCUACCUCCUCUUCAUUCUGUUGGUCCUCAGAAGUGUCUUGCUUUUAGCACAGAUGGUUCCAAAUUUGUCACUGGUGGACAGGAUGGGCAUCUUAGAAUCAUAGAGUGGCCAAGUUUGAAAGUUCUUUUGGAUGAACCGAGAGCACAUAAAUGCUUCCGAGAUAUGGAUAUCAGCUUAGAUUCAGAAUUCUUGGUUUCAACCUCUACUGAUGGUUCUGCAAGAAUAUGGAAAAUAAAUGGUGCAGCUCCAAUGAUUUCUUUGACCCGUAAUCCGGAUGAGAAAAUUGAAUGUUGCCGAUUCUCUAGGGAUGGCAUGAGGCCUUUUUUGUUUUGCACAGUUCAAAAGGGUGGCAAGGUGGUUACUGCUGUUUGGGAUAUCAGUACUUGGAAUAGAAUUGGGUUCAAAAGGUUACUUAGAAAACCUAUCUCAGCACUUUCUGUUAGCUUGGACGGAAAGUACUUAGCAUUAGGCAGCAGUGAUGGUGACAUUUGUGUGGUUGAAGUAAAGAAAAUGGAAAUCUCUCAUUGGAGCAAGAAGCAUCAUCUGGGGACAGCCAUUUCCUCAAUUGAGUUCUGCCCUUUAGAAAGAAUUGUAAUUAGUACAUCAAACCAACGAGGAGCAGUCAUCACAAAGCUCAAUGUCCCUGCAGAUUGGAAAGAAUGGCAAAUAUACUUUUUACUUUUGUUUCUUUUCUUGGGCUCGGCUGUGAUCUUUUACCUGUUUCAUGAGCACUCAGAUUCAUUCUGGAAUUUUCCCCUAGGAAGAAAUCAACCAAAUAGGCCCUAUUUGAGAACUCUUGUACAAGAUUCUCAGCUAGCAGAUGAUCAGAGCCCCUGGUGAUGUUACUUUAAUAUUUUGGAAAAAAAAAACAGAGGCAAUUUGAAAUAUAUUACUUUAUAUAUAUAUAUAUAUUCUGAAAUAUUUGUAAUAUGUAUUACAGAGGCCACUGAAAAUGUAAUGCAUUAUCUAGGCAAUUUGAGAGGCUUAUUGCCUCUACUUCAUUUUCUGGUUCA